This is a messenger RNA of Haemonchus placei, 2409 nucleotides long. Lineage: Eukaryota; Metazoa; Nematoda; Chromadorea; Rhabditida; Trichostrongylidae. The record is from the annotation of a GenBank genome assembly.
GUCACUCAGCCGCGACGCAGGCUACUUGUCGGUUUGUAUCAAGUAGGACGAGCGAUUGGUCGUGGAAACUUUGCCACCGUCCGAUUAGCUAGACAUGAGAUCGCAAAAACGAAGGUUGCAUUGAAAAUAGUGGAUAGGACAGCGCUUGAUGAAGAAAAUUUGAUACGAUUGGAACGUGAAAUGCAAAUAUUAACACGUGUAAAUCAUCCUCACAUAGUGAAACUAUAUGAGAUAAUGAGGACCGAAUCGUUUAUUUAUAUAGUAACUCAAUAUUGUAGUGGUGGUGAAUUAUUUGAGAUUCUAAUAGAACGUGGUAGGACGGCUGAGGAUGAAGCGCGGCGAUGGUUCGGGCAAAUCGCGUCCGCUGUUGCAUAUCUGCAUCAUAAGGGCAUAGUACACCGUGAUUUGAAAGCUGAGAACAUCCUAUUGGAUAAGAAUAGCAAUAUCAAAAUCAUUGAUUUUGGUUUUUCCAAUACCCAAGCACCGUCGCAGUUAUUACGGACGUGGUGUGGCUCUCCCCCUUAUGCUGCUCCAGAACUUUUAUUAGGUAAAGAAUACGAUGGUUUAAAAGCCGACAUUUGGUCCCUUGGUGUCAUUUUGUACAUUCUCGUCACGGGUGGCUUCCCGUUUCCUGGCGACAACGUCGAAAAUCUGAAACGGGCGGUGUUGUCAUGUCAAAUGAAGAUCCCGUACUGGGUGUCUGUCGAAUGUGCCGAUUUGAUUAAGAAAAUGUUAGUGUUCAAUCCGUUCAAACGAUGUGGUAUCAACGCUGUCAUGCAGCAUCGGUCAACUCACUUAAUGGUCAAGAAUAGUAUGCUGGCAUCGGCUGCAUCAAUGCCCGAACGUCGAUCGUUAAAGUUGAAUCCAACGAUUUUGUUAUUUAUGCAGCAGUAUGGGCGAUGGACGGAGGAACAAAUAGUUGAUGAGGUUCUGAAGCAGAACUUCGAAAGCUCAAUUUUCGCUACUUAUGAGUUACUAUGCGAUAAAGUCGGAAAGAAUUCGUUGGAAGGAACUAGUGAUGAUCAUCCCAGACGUGGAUCCCGUGGAUCAAUUCUCAGUGGAAAAGCUAAUGUGGAACCAGAAUCUGUUACUCCUACGAUCUCCGCCCAUCACCUCGCUCAGUUGAACUUAUCAACAAGUUUUGAAUGUGACUCUGACGAUUCAUCCACUUCCGACAUUUGUGAAGAUUCGCCAUCGAGUUCUAGUCGAAAUCGAGCUCAUGGACGAUGCCAGUUCGGUGUCGCAAUGAAACAAGAAGAAGGCAAUCGUAACGAGCAUAGGAGGCAUACGUUAUGUGCAAGUGAACAAAUUUUGUCACCAGACAUGAUGGCGCAACUUCCUAUCGCGCUCAACCACUCGGCGUUAACCGAUAUGGCUGUCAGUCCGGGUGGAACAAACCUCGUGACCUCGCCUCAACUGCCUUUGUUUCCAGGCCUGCCACUUUUGCCGAUUCUAGACUAUACACGAAUGCUGCCUGUUCCAAAUAGUGAACGACGCGCCUCUGCUGGAGAAAAUCUACUGAAUCCGGGUGCUAUGGAUAACUUGAAUCACAGUGUCCAAUCUACUCCAACGGGUAAUGUCUCUGCGAGUGUUGAGGAAGAAGGAGAAGGCUAUCUAAGUAAGUAUGCCGGAAAAAGAAAUACCGUGCAUGGUGCAUCAUCCCCCUUCGGGCCUUCGUCUCCAGUACCACGACAUAGUCCGUACACGAAAGCGUCAUCCACGGAAAGGCGCAGUAGUUGGGCUUCACCUGCAAUCACAGCCCAACAGCACCAGCAAUUAGAACGGCUGUACCGACAAGCGAUAUCCAGCUCAGGUUGGUCAGACUAUCAAUUUGUCAAUAUACAUAUUUGUCGGCACUGCUGCUCUAUUACGGGAGGUUUUCUAUCACCAUUUGGUUGUCCUCGUAUCUCCAUCACUGAUGAGCACAAUCGAAGUCUCGCCCCAGGUUCCAGUCUAUUCGACCCGGUUAAUUUAUUCGAACAAAAGGUGAACGAGGUGGUUUUUGGUCAACGACCAGCUACAGUCAUCGGAUUCGCUUCAACGUCAAAGUCAGGGACCUCUUCACCUGAACAAAACAUCAAAUUAGAUGAUAAGGAAAGUAUGGAAGACAGAGUGAAGAGUUUCGUCUCCACUCUUCCCCUUGUCGAUGUAGUGCAAGAAUUAAAAAAUUGUUUGAACGAAAUGCAAAUCCGUUUUGAGGAGACGAACGAAGUUGUAUAUAUGGAUCAGGAAAUGCGUCGUUUAUCACUUUCAACCGGCGUCGAAAUUGGUUGUGCUACGUUGCCACCAGAACAAAAAUCGCAUGUUGAAUUUGCGAUAGUUGCCGGAGAUUCGCCGACGAGUGAAUUACUUUGUGACGAAUUAAUCUCAAGGCUGAGAACUUUAGACCCAACUGCAUCAUCCGAAUAA